Messenger RNA from Amoebophrya sp. A120, 2714 nucleotides. The record is from the annotation of a GenBank genome assembly. Lineage: Eukaryota; Dinophyceae; Syndiniales; Amoebophryaceae.
AGCGACUCACUUUGACUUCACCUUCACGUAGUGGCUUUUGACCCAACGCCACUGCACACUAGAAAGAUAGUUUCCCACUUCUGGAUGAUGUGUAACUAAAACCGACCUUCUUAUUCUUACAUUCAGACGGCAAGGUUUACACCCACCGUGACCUAUUUGGAGAGGCAUGUUUGUCGACCAAAAGCUUCGUACCGUACUAGUGUAGUGCCACGACUUUGUUCGUAUUUACUAUUAGCAUCAACCCAACAUAACGAAUCACGAAAUUUUGAUAGCAAUUUGAAUUCGCUGCAAGGUUCAUCUCCAAUUCCAGCAUCCUAAGAAACCCAAGAUGUCCUCUCCCGAGUCCUCCCCGAAGCGGCGCAGCCGCAAGUCGCCGCAGCAAUCUCCCGAGCGGGUUGCAAGUAUUUACGAGGACGCGAAUGAGAAUCAGGAGUCUUGGUCCUCCUACCUGUUCACUCAGGGCCAGCACUACCUUACCGGCUUUCGCUAUCACGAGAAAAAAGUGUUACAGUUACACAUUUGUUGGAGUUUCUGCAUCACAAAUUUUCUGUGUGUGGCAAGGAAAACUUGUAAUGCGAAGAUCAUAAGGGAAAACAGGAAGGAAACGAGGCUUCCAAGCAUUUCCUGCAUGAGAAAGGUUGUCUGUGUUGCCGGUCUUGCAACACAAUGUGUAACUGUAACACUUUUUUCUUGCGAUAUUCGCGGGUUGUUGGAACACGGCAUGGCGCACAACAGCGACAUCAGGAAUUUCGCCGUGAUAUCACCAAUAUGCAUUGCAAAACUAUCGUACUAGUAUAAAUUGCAUUACAAAUUUUCCCAAGAACAAAAAUGCAAUUUGUCAUGCUGCUUCAGGUAGAAAGUUGAAUUUGUCUUCCAUAUCUGCAAUUAGUACGAGUACGAUGCUUUUGCACAGGAUAACCCACGGAUGUUGGGGCAAUAGGAGCGAACAGAAUAAAGAACUCACCCGGAGGUGGGAAGAACUCCAGUUCGUCUUCCAGUCGACGGCCGAGUGAGAUGAAGGAAACGUCGAACCAGCAAUUGGUGCCCGUCGACCCAAGUACUUCUAGAACCCUGACGAAUAAAGUGAAGACCACGGUUCUCUCUUUCCUCGACCGGGCUUUUGAGCAGUGGCGAUCGCUGACGCUGCAAAACCGCAAAUCGGUGUUGCUCGCAGCGUUCCUGCUUUCCAUGUCCAUCCGGCAGAGAAAACUCGCGACCUGUUGCGUCGGGGCGUACUUUAUCAAAUGUAAAAAUGUCUGGGUCUGGAAGGUUGGAACUUGUCAUGCUGUUUUUGAACUGUACAAAAAUUUGUAUUGCAUGACCAGCAAGAGGCGGGGUACAGUUUUUGCUACACGGACAGGGCAUUUCUCAUGCGGAAGGUGCAUCAGGAAGCCCUCUAAAAGUCUGCGAUGCUAGGCCAAGCAUUACAGGCAUCAUGGGUCAUGAGAAAUAUGCAUGACAAGUCUUGCAUUCUUCCAGACCCAGACAUUUUUGCAUUUGAUAUACUUUUUUUCCGCGGUUCCUUCCUCAAAUUCCUUCGAGUCCGCCUUUAAAUCCUGGUUUCACGAAGUCUAUGGAUUGCAAAUAUGUCUGGGUCUGGAAGAGCCAAACUUGUGAUGCUGCAUUUGGAUGCUACAGAAAUCUGUAUUGCAUGAGGAGCAAGAGGAGCCAAACUUGGCUACGCGGUGGAGAGGGCAUCUGUCAUGCAGGAUGCGCAUCGAUAGGCGCUCAAAAAAUCUGUGCUGCUAAUAUGGCAUACAUCAAAGACAUCAUGGAUCAUGGAAAAUGUGCAUGACAAACUUUUCCUCUUCCAGACCCAGACAUUUUUACAGUUGAUAAAGUCUACUUUCCAACGAUUGUCUUUCGGUUUCACGAAAUCUACCGGAAAAGGCUGGCGGAGGGGGUCGUGGCGGGGACGACCACGACAGCAAACGCCAGCGGCGACCCAACAAAUUCAGCCACGACGGAACGCACGGCGGCGCUGAAGCAGAUGGCGGCCUCCGGCUUGACGCAGCUGAAGAAUUUGCUGCAAGCGCAGGAGAAGAAACUCCCGACGGUCACCUUCGUCUACGAACAAGUCGUUAAAAAGUACCCGAACGACUUUGUGGACUGCGCGCUGUGCAAAGUGGCCUGCAAGGAGAAGAGUUUGUUCAAGAUCCGGUUUCUCGGUUGUCUCAACCGGUGGAGCAACAUGGUGCUCCUCCCAUGGGAGGAGGUAAGCAGCGGGAAAGACAAUUCGCGAAAAUCGGCGCCCAGCGUGUACGACGACGAAGUUUUACAGCAGUUGGCCGAGGACUGUAUCUUGCGCGAACAGGAAUUGGCCGGGUGACAUGUAAGCAGUGUUCUUGGCACAGCCACAGCAUGUUGUAGUACAUCGCGAAUCAUGAAGGUUGAAUCGAACAAACUGAGAUUAUUGCGUUGUGGCAGCUGCCUCCGUGCUGUCACGCCGGCAGUGAUGCCUUCAAUCAUGUUGAAUAUAGAAGAUAGAACGAAUUUGUGUGACAAAAGUGUAGAAAACAUGACUCAAUAGUGCGAGUAAAAAGAGACAGCAACAGCUGAGGCUUCAAGAACAUUUUUACUUCACUGCUGACACGAUGUCUCCUGUUGUUCUCCGUUUAUCGUGUGGCUAUUAUUGUGCACCACGGAGUGAAUGCUUGGUCUGCAGCGUUUUUUGUGUUUGCAUUUGAUUCUGUAUUUAUUUUGCCGGGAAAGCA